AUGGCGAUAAAGCAUGAUGUUAACGAUUAUCUUAAAAUCUCAGAUUCCAUUUACGGAAAUUUUACUUCCCCAAAUUAUCCUGGCCUAUAUCCGGCAGACCUCACGUGCCAUUAUAUGUUCAUUGGAACUGCGGAACAACGGUCUUCAGUUCGAGAUGACUGUGCAUUUAGCUUUUCCUGCUGUCUUUCUAUUCUUGCUCUGGGGGAAGGGAAAAGUAGUUGUAACCUUGUUCGGAGGUUACGACCAAACAUCAAUUCAGCUGGGGAUCGCCCUUUGGUCUGCAGGGUUCCUGCACUCUGUAUAAGGAUGCCUUGCUUAACCGUCUGCACUGCUCGCUCCGCCAAACCGUUCGGUACCGGGUGGUAA
Molecule: messenger RNA, 366 nt
Organism: Echinostoma caproni
Lineage: Eukaryota; Metazoa; Platyhelminthes; Trematoda; Plagiorchiida; Echinostomatidae
Source: the annotation of a GenBank genome assembly